UGUUGUAGUGUGCAAAGCCAGCCUCGGAAGAAUCCAAUAACACUGACAGGGUUUUUUCUUGUCUAUAGAUGGACAGCAUCGUGGCAUUUUACACCAUAUCCACUACAUUUACGAUGAGACAUAUCCUUUGAAUAAUAACACGGCUGAAUCGAAAAAGUACGCAGUGAGUUUUCUCGCGGAGAUGCGUGAAGCUAACCGUGGAAUCAUCCGUUGACUGUUGACAAGUUGAACUGCUGCUGUCCCUACACAACUCACUCACAGAGAGGAAACAGCUUUUUGCAGUUCAUCGCAUUGUGAUGUUGCUUCAGUCAGAUGGAUGAGAGCUGACAGAGCUGAGCUUGAGUCUGCAAAAAGGGCUCUCCUACAGAGAAGAUAGGAGGAACCUCAAGCUGCUGUAUCAGGCAGAGGUUCUUGGGAGGAGAGCUGUAGUUCCUGUCAGCCCUCUCUAACAGCCUUAACCACCACGUCCACACGCACACCGACUGCCUGGCCGACAUCAAAGCCAGCUCUCGCUCUCUCUUUACUCGCCGCUGGGCACAUCUCCUCCCGUCUGUCCUUAUAGGGGGAUGUCUCUCCUCUAACUGCCUCUCUCUCAACUAACUGCUAGCAUAUAAUUUUGGGCGCUGCUAUGGAAGAAUAUGACGUGCCGUCAGCCGCCAGUAUCCUGGCAUCAGUCAAAGAGCAGGAGGCACGCUUCGAGCGUCUGACCAGGGCCCUUGAAGAGGAACGCCGCAAUGUUUCCUUGCAGCUGGAACGCGGAAGUCUGCCCUCUGAUCGACUGGUGGGCGGCACCACAGGCGGGAGCAACCAACCGCUGGCCUGGCAACAGAUGGUCAUGCAGGAGCAGAGCCCCAGUAACCAGACAUCCAUGAUGCAGGAGCCCCAGGAGGUCGUGGAGGAGACUGUAACUAUAGAGGAAGACCCCGGCACACCCACCUCUCGUGUUUCUGUGGUUACCUCAGAGGAUGGAACUACACGCCGCACAGAGACAAAGGACAAUGUGACUAAUAUGAAGGUCACUAAGAUGGUCAAGACAGUGACAACACGGACAGUUCGGCAGGUACCAAUGGGUCCCGACGGUCUUCCUCUUCCAGAGGGCUCAUCUCCACUGGGGAGCUACACCGACUCCAUUGAUCGGCGCUACAUGAAGAACGGCGAGCGCUUCAUCACACCCCAGGCCACUUCCACCCUCACACGCUCUUACAACAAUUACAGCGACUCCUACAAUGACACUCCAGACAGUCAGUAUCGCCAUUAUGGCCUUCACGAUGGAUAUGGAGACAUGCCCGAGAACUACGGAAGUCUCUCACGUGGAGUCAACUACAGGCCCUAUAGGCCGUACAUGCCCACCGUUGGAUACCGGCCGGAGAAUAGCUACACUCUCCCCAUCCGCAAGGAAGACUAUGGCCAUGUGGCCCAGCCUCAAGUCCCUAUGGGAAGUAGCACCGUGGAUCUUAAUCGUUCUCAGCCUGAGCGCUUCCAACCUGAACCUUAUGGGCUGGAAGACGACCGCCGCAGUCUCGGCCCAGAUGACGAAGAGCCGUACGACCUAGAGCCUGAUUAUUCUACGGCUAACCGCCGCACGCUGCCCGGACGUACCAUUCGAGAGCCGCUACGCAAUGGCCCCCGUGUGAGAGGCUACGAUGACCCCAUUGAGGCUGAAUUAAUCGACGAAAGACACCCCUACAUCCAUGGCAUGUAUCCGGCACCUCUUGCCCAACCCGAGAGGGGCAGCAUGGCCAGUCUUGACCGCAUGGGGGGCCGUCGCUCCCCUUCGAUUGACAGCAUCCGCAAAGAUCCACGCUGGAGGGACCCCGACUUGCCUGAGGUCAUCGCCAUGCUAGGUCACCCCAUCGAUCCGGUCAAGUCCAACGCCGCCGCCUACCUGCAGCAUCUCUGCUAUGAGAACGACAAAAUAAAGAAGGAUGUCAGGCAGCUGAAGGGGAUCCCAGUGCUGGUGAGCUUGCUGGACCACCCUAAAGCUGAAGUUCACCGCAAGGCCUGUGGAGCUCUGAGAAACAUCUCCUAUGGCAAGGACCACGAUAACAAGGUAGCCAUCAAGAGCUGUGAUGGGAUUCCUGCUCUCAUCCGCCUGCUGAGGAAAACCAAUGACAUGGAAGUUCGGGAACUCAUCACAGGAACACUUUGGAACUUGUCCUCCUAUGAGCCACUGAAGAUGGUGAUAAUUAACCACGGGCUUCAGACGAUGACUAAUGAGGUCAUUAUCCCUCAUUCGGGAUGGGAACACGAGCCGAACGAAGACUCAAAGCCACGAGAUGCAGAGUGGACCACCGUCUUCAAGAACACAUCUGGAUGUCUUAGGAAUGUGAGCUCAGACGGUGCAGAGGCGCGCAGACGUUUGAGAGAGUGUGAGGGGCUGGUAGAUGCCUUGCUGCAUGCUCUACUGUCUGCUGUGGGAAAGAAGGACAUGGACAACAAGUCUGUGGAGAAUUGUGUUUGCAUCAUGAGGAACCUGUCUUACCACGUGCACAAGGAGAUUCCAGGGGCUGAGAAGUUCCAGGACCCCUCGGUUCUUCAGGGCCCCGGCUCUGCUGGCACUCAGAGGAAGAAGAAAGAUGACGCAGGCUGCUUCGGAGGAAAGAAGGCCAAAGAGGAAUGGUUUAAUCAAGGGAGGAAAAACGGAGAGCAUGACAAAAACUAUGACACAUUGGACCUACCCAAGCGCACAGAACCCACUAAAGGUUUUGAGUUACUGUAUCAGCCGGAGGUGGUCCGACUCUACCUGUCUCUGCUGACAGAAAGCCAGAACUAUAACACGCUAGAAGCAGCAGCCGGGGCUCUACAGAACCUCAGCGCUGGACAGUGGACAUGGUCAAACUAUAUCCGGGCGACAGUGCGCAAGGAGAAGGGGCUGCCAAUCCUCGUGGAGCUCUUGCGCUCAGACUCAGACAAGGUGGUGCGAGCUGUGGCCAUCGCUCUGAGGAACCUGUCCAUUGACCACCGCAACAAAGACCUGAUAGGGAGUUACGCCAUGAGGGACUUGGUCAGCAACCUGCCCAGCGGACAGCAGCGGCCAGCCAAGAACCUGGAGGAGGACACAGUGGUGGCCAUCCUCAACACCAUCCAUGAAAUCAUCACUGACAGCUCUGAGAACGCCCGCUCUCUCAUCACGGCUCAAGCAAUCGACAAACUUGUGGCCAUCAACAGGACCAGCCAGUCAUCAAGGGAGACCAAAGCUGCUUCCCAUGUACUACAGACGGUUUGGAGCUAUAAGGAGCUGAGAAAUGGCCUGACCAAGGAUGGCUGGAAUAAAACGCACUUCCAGCCGACAGCGACUGGCACCCCCAAAGGAUCCAAGAGCUGCAAGCCUGGCUACGACGACACUACACUCCCCUUGAUGGAGAAGAAUCAAGAAUGCUUGAUCUUUCACCCCCACUGCUCAGCUGGGAACAGAGGGUGUAGCGGUGGGGAUAUGAUACCUAUGGACGAACUCGGUCCAGAUGGCUAUUCGACGAUUGACCAGCGAGACAAAGACUCCAAGUACAAAAGCAGCGACGGCUCGUCGGAUCUCCAGGAGCGGGAGCCGUUAAAGAAUGACACAAAUAGGAAACACUAUAUCAGGAGCAACAGGCCGACUGUCAGUCUGGUGGAUGCUUGUGAUGUUAAACCUCAGCCUGUUGACUCCUGGGUCUAAAUGCAUGCAUGGCUUAGCUCGCGACAGCGCUACACGUUACCACAAGGAUUUCACGAGUCACCACUGCCAUUAACCGCAGAGCUCACCCUGAUGUGGACUCAUCUGAAGACUUUUGCCCAAAAGAGCGCGAGAUACAAACUUUCAUUCAACAGACAGUGUUUUCAGAUUUCUCAACAAGUAAAAAAAAAAACUGUUUAAAAAAUAACAAAAUACCACUUCUCAUAUGUACAUUCCCACUGGACAUAGUGUACCCAGAACUAAGGAUUUGCUGGAAUGAUGGAUGGAUGGAUUGAGUGUACAGGAAGUGCUGUCAUGGACGUGGACGUGCAUUGGAAAGAAUUGGAUUGAGUGCAAAGAGGAAAUAAGAAAAGAAACUAUUUUUAUGUCAAAACAAAAAAUUAUAAUUUGCCUAUAUUAUUUUUGUCGUACGUUUCUGCCUGAUUACUGUUUGUUUUGUGGAUUUGUUUUCCCCAGAAGUGCAGUGAAUUGUGACUUUUUUUUCGUUCUUUUUUUUCUUUUUGUAGAGUUUUAAUGAACGUUUGGGUUAUCUAAAAUAGUUGAGGACACUUGCGAAGGAGGAAAAGGAAAGUUUGUUCUUUUUGUUGUUGUUGUCCAUUACAGCGGUGUGGGGACACAUACAAUGUCCGAGGGGGGGAGGGGGUCUAUAUUGAAAUGCACGCUUUGCGAUUUCUGUGUGCUGGCUUCAUAAAGCAACUUUAAAGACAUAUUAUCACUGUGUUUGUUUCUUCUCACUGAGAACACUGACAUCUGCUCAUAGUGAAGCUGAAGGGGAGGAGAGCUGCUACGCUUUCAGUACUGAUCCUGUAUUCCCCUUGACAUGUCCAGCUGCAGAGGCAUGCUGGGUAACACUGGCACUUACCAGCUUUUGCUUUGGUUUAUUUAAUAUGGGGUAAUGAUGGGGGGGAAAUAUAUUUGUUAAUAUGUAGAUUGUGUUAUGAGGGAUAGUAGUGGGAUUCAGUUGCUCCUCUUGUCAUCAAAGUAGAUUUUCAAAACAUUUUAUAUUUUGUUGUUUUAUAAAUGUAUAUUAGGUUGAAACGAUUAAAAGAGGGAGGUGGGAUCACAAUGUUCUUUAUAACAUUGAUAGAUGUGAAUCCAUAACAGUUUGUUCAGAGCACAUUCAGUAUUCCGUACAUAAAGCAUGGCCAUGUUUGUAUAAAAAUUCAUAAUAAUAUAAUAAAAAGAUCAUUGCUUUAGAUAAAUGUUUAUCAAAGGCUGCAGAGUCAUUCUCAUUGUCUAUUUAUAUUUUAUAUUUUUUACAUUUGUUUUGUUAAAUGGAAGAAUUUACUUUUAGUGUUCUUUUUUUCAAUUGGAAAACAUGCUCAAAAUGAUCUGAUUGGUUGACAGAUUUUAAGUGUUCAUUAGGAAAGACAAGGAAUAUUACAGGCAUAGACACUACCUUUCAUUUCAGCUGUAAUGCAAGCCAAAAUACUUCUUGUAUAACAAACAAGCAUGACAACGUUUUAAUGUUGUUUUCAUUAAUUUAGUUCAAUUUAUUUGUAAAUUGGAUAAUACAAUCUGGACACUCGGGUGAGAAAAAAGCAAAUACUGUUGUUCCUCCUGUCAAUGUAAAGAAACCCUGUAUUAUACAUGUAAUUUUACACAUAAAAAAGGGACAAACACUGACAUACCAAGUAGUAUGACAGAUUUUGUUUUUAUUCCAGGCAGUUUCCAUGUUAUGUGAGGCAAGAAACACGCGUCUGCUUUAUCGUCUGAUUCCUGUCAUGUGACUCUAUAUAACUCUCUAUAGCAAGAAUUUUUUCAUAGACUUCUAAUAACAAAAUAACUGUGUAAUAAUUUCCACUUUUGAAGAUGAAAUGUUGUGUACAUUCACAUCGAGAUCUUUAGCCUUGUGUAGGUUCAUUAUUAAUAUUUGACUGUCUGUUCCUGACUGCCUUUUUGCAGAAUACAACCAAAGGAUUUUGGUACCAUGUAGUACGAGAGGUUCCCGGAGUGUGAAUUUGCAUCAGAUUGUAUAUUUCUAGAACAACGGAUGUUGAAAUGGAUUUAAGAGAAACUAUUGUAGAUAUCAUUAAUUCAGAGCAUCAAAAUUCAGUAAUUGUGUACAACUUGGUAGCAAAUGUGUUUGUAACUAUCAUGUGCCUUAACCUUUUUCCAUGUUAGAUGAAAAAGAUAAGUGUGUUUUAUAUGUUUUAUUGGUCCCUGACUGCUCUUUCUCUCUCUGUCUCUGUUACACACACACACACACACACCUCCUCCCUCUGGCUCCUCCCACUUUCACUCACUCUGUGUUCUCAAUGUAGUCUAGACUGGUGGUGGGUUUUGCCUUGUAUUACAUUGUAUUAUAAACUUUUAAAAGAUAGAGACAUAAAAAGGUUUGAUUAUAUAGUUGUUAAUGCUUUCCUAGCACUCAAGAACAAUGCCACAGUGACCGAAUGUAUUGUUAAUUUUACUAAUACCCAGAAGAGAGAAUU
Pimephales promelas (fathead minnow) is the source of this 6108-nucleotide messenger RNA. It is a transcript of the gene arvcfb, whose product is annotated as ARVCF delta catenin family member b. Gene Ontology annotation, biological process: cell-cell adhesion. The record is from RefSeq and is a predicted model, not a curated record. Gene Ontology annotation, cellular component: adherens junction; plasma membrane; nucleus. NCBI's taxonomy places the organism in Eukaryota, Metazoa, Chordata, Actinopteri, Cypriniformes, Leuciscidae. Gene Ontology annotation, molecular function: protein binding.